GGAAAAGUUGUUUUGAUAAAUUUGAAUAAAAUUAUUCUGUGCGAUAAAAAUAAGUGGAUUGCAGUGAUUUACACAAUUUCACAACAUGGCAUCUAAGCCAGGCAAACCAAAGUUCUUUCCAGUCAUCAGUUCCAUCCAGAAAAUUCGUGUCUAUGAGACGAAAACGAACAUCCAGUUAAUUGGAAGCAAUGACAAAGAAACCAGGUUCAGAAUUCUUCAAAUAGCACGCUCACCAGAGCUACAUAUUUAUGAAGACCCAAAUGAAUAUGAUUUAAAAGAAAUCAGGAAGAUUAUAUCCAAUAUAAAGUAUUCAAAGUCAAUCUCGGCUUACGGGAUAGUAGGAUUUGUCAGAUUCCUUGAGACUUACUACGUUAUUCUUGUAACAAAAAGGCAUAAAGUUGGUUUUAUCGGAAAUCAUAUUAUUUACACAAUAAAAGAUACAACAAUCUACAAAAUAACACCAGAUUCAUCUAAGAACUCGUCAAAUCCAUUUGAAUCAAAGUAUCUCAGGAUGUUUAUGAACGUUGAUCUUAGUUCCAAUUUCUACUUCUCUUAUUCUUACGAUCUUACAAGAACUCUCCAGCAUAAUUUUUCUGUGCCUAAGUUUGUUGGUGAAAAUGCUGAUGUCACAGUAGAGGAACCGCUUGAUUGGAACAAUGAGUGUGAACGAGAGGACAGAAUGUAUGCAUACAGAAGUACAUCCCGUAAGAAAUUCGUCUGGAAUGAGUUUUUAUUGCAACCGAUGCAAAAGAAAGUUCUUCACAAAGACUGGAUGUUGGAACUGAUUCAUGGAUUCAUUAAUCAAUCAGCUAUAAGCGUUUUUGGACUUCCAAUUUAUGUCUGUCUAAUUGCUAGACGUUCUAAGAAUUUUGCUGGCACAAGAUUUCUCAAAAGAGGCGCUAAUUGCUGUGGUGACGUUGCAAAUGAAGUCGAGACUGAACAAAUUGUUAGUGACGGACAACGAUUAUCAUCGUUUGUGCAAUUAAGAGGUUCAGUUCCUGCACAUUGGUCACAGGAUAUUAGCAAGAUGGUUCCCAAACCACCAAUUUCAUUAGACAUUCCAGAUCCAUUUGCUGAGACAGCUGGUAAACAUUUUGAGAAGCUUCUAUUCCAUUAUGGAGCGCCAAUAAUCGUCCUAAACUUAGUUAAAAGGAAGGAAAAGAGAAAGCAUGAGAGCAUAUUGACUGAUGAGAUUAUGAUGAAUGUCGAGUAUCUUAAUCAAUUUCUUCCAGCAAAUUGCAAAAUCCGGUACACACAUUUCGAUAUGGCAAGAAAGAAUCGAUCCGAUAAGAAUGUUAUGGAAGCUUUGGACGGAAAAGGUAAGACUUCGAUAGCAAUGACUGGAAUUUUCUAUACAGAUAACAAUGAAACAUGCUAUCAGACUGGAAUCAUUCGUACGAACUGCGUUGACUGUUUAGAUCGAACAAAUACAGCACAAUUUGCUAUGGGACGAUCUGCAUUAGCACUUCAGCUUCAUAAAAUGGGAUUUUUAAAGGCUGAUUCUCGUCUUGAGUUUGAUUCCGAUUGCGUGACAAUGCUUGAAUCAUUAUAUGAGAUUCAAGGUGAUACAUUAGCUCUUCAAUAUGGCGGAUCGCAAUUAGUACAUAGAAUUAAAACAUACAGAAAGACAUCAGCAUGGAUGAGUCAAGGGUCAGAGGUUGUACAGAAUUUGUCGAGAUAUUAUUCAAACACAUUUUCGGAUCAAGAGAAGCAACAAAGCAUUAAUUUAUUCCUCGGUCUGUACAUUCCGUAUGAAAAUGAUAAUGGCGAACAUUUGUGGGACAUGACGUCAGAUUAUAAUCUCCAUAAUCCAAUUGAAAAUGGAAUAGACAAGGAGAAACAGCUGACGAUGUGGUACAGUGAUCUAAUUCGCAAAUAUCUUCCACAAGCAACAAGUAAUUGCACGAAAAUUGUCAAGGAACUGAUAAGGAUUCAUUCAUUGGAUCUAGAAAUGAUUGAUUUAUAUUCAAAUUAUCAUUUGACUUAUAAAGUCACUUCCUUAGAAGAGAAUAUUGCAUACCAAAUAUCUCAAUUCGCUAGAAACUCAAUGGCAACAUAUAGAACACAUUUUUCACCAUUUGAACCGACAAAGCGAGCGACUCAACCAACAGCAACAAAAACUACAUCGUCAAUUGAAUCUAUAAGCUCAUCAGAUGAAGCAGAUUCGACUAGUGACGAAGAUGACACGCAUUCUUCAUUAAAAUUGUCAAUAUCUGAUCAACGUCAAUCUGAAAAGAAAUCCUAUUUCGAUGAUAAUGUCCUUAAAGACUGUAAGAGCAUUUAUGGAUUUGAAUUGGAACAUCCAGACAAAGAAUCGAUGGCAAAAUACAAGACUUAUGUAAAUUUUCAGAAGAAAUCUCAUCCAAUUGCUGAGAAAAGUGAUAAAAAGUUAAAGCCAAUUGUCCUUGAAAGUACAGGAAUUUAUAAGGAUUCCUCGUAUGAAGUUCAAGAACCAAAGGUGACAGAGAGCGAUAGACACAAGUAUGAAAAUUAUUGUAAACUCAUUAUUAAUCCAGAAUAUGAUGAAAGUUGUUCAAGCAGUGACAUCAUUGAGAAGUAUAUUAAUUUUAAGUUUGAUGAUUAAGCUGCAUUGCUAUCAGAUAUGAAUUAUAAAGUUGUGAUAUUUACUGAACUGACUUAUAAUGCUGCUAGUCCUGGAUGCAGAAUGAUUCAGGACUAGCUGAAGCUUCAUUCCCGAGUGGACAAAGUACUAGAAAUUAUUUUUGAAAUUCACACACUUGAUUGAUUAGCAUGAAUGUCCAGUUAACGUCUAGUUCUGUAUGACGUUUAAAUUUUGGCAAGUUAAAAGAGUGUUAAACGAUUGUCCAAUAAUGGACUUUAACUGGCUGUGUCCACUCGGGAUUUAUUUUACAAAUUGAACCAUAGAAUUCUUAUGUAACCUUUUUUGGUGAGGGGUGUAUUUUAAGGCUAGUUUCAUUAUAUCUAAAGUCUUGGUACAUCGAGAAUAAAAAAGAGGACUCAGCAAGACAUUUGAAAGUCCUAAAUGCUACAGUGUAAUAUCUAGAACACUAGAACACAAGAUCCUGUUAAUGAUAAAGAUACAUCGUGCCAAUAUAUGAACAAAAGCAAACAAAUUUUUGAUUCAAU
Molecule: messenger RNA, 3108 nt
Organism: Chironomus riparius
Lineage: Eukaryota; Metazoa; Arthropoda; Insecta; Diptera; Chironomidae
Source: the annotation of a GenBank genome assembly